Capronia epimyces CBS 606.96 is the source of this 1809-nucleotide messenger RNA. RefSeq lists its product as uncharacterized. The transcript is spliced from 2 exons. Gene Ontology annotation, molecular function: transmembrane transporter activity. The record is from RefSeq and is a predicted model, not a curated record. Bases 1 to 1809 code for a protein of 602 amino acids. Gene Ontology annotation, biological process: transmembrane transport. NCBI's taxonomy places the organism in Eukaryota, Fungi, Ascomycota, Eurotiomycetes, Chaetothyriales, Herpotrichiellaceae.
AUGGUAGGUACAUCUACCGUCGACAAAGUUGACGUGGUUGGAGUUGACGUGGCCGAAAAGGGAGAGAAGCAUGUCGAUACUCGGCCCCAGAUUGUUGGCUUCACCGCGGCCGAGGAAGAGCUGCCUCCAGGAUACUUCAGGAGCGCAUACUUCCUGGGAACAUUCUUCGCCACGGUCUUCUCAGACAUGUCUGCGGCGGGCGUGUAUGGCAUGAUCGGGUCCAUUCUGACCCAGGUGAACGCCGACCUGGGGAACAACGUGAAUAUACUGUGGGUGCCGUGCGUCUACACGCUGGCCACGAGCGUCGGCCUUCUCCUCUUUGGCCGGUUGACGGACCUCUUCGGCCGUCGCUGGUUCUUCAUCGGGGGCAGCCUGUUGGCUGUGAUCGGGUCGGUGGUCAGUAGCCGGGCUCAGGACGUGGCAACCCUGAUCGCCGGCAUGCUGUUCAUCGGCCUGGGGGCGAGUGCCGGUCUGUCGUAUGUGACGGUGCUGACGGAGCUCGUUCCCAUGAAGCACCGAUUCUUCAUCAUCGGCAUCUUUAUGAUCUUCAUCAUCCCCAUCGGGUUCUUCAGCGCCGCCAUCGCCGCGGCGUUUGAAAUCUACACCGGCCCGGGCUGGCGCUGGGUGUUUUACCUGAUGAUCAUCACGAACGGACUGGCCACGCUUCUCUGGUUUGUCUUCUACCACCCGCCGACCUUCCACAUGAAGAACCGCGAUCGCACCCGCAUCUAUAUGCUCCGGCACUUUGACUAUGUCGGGGCGCUCUUGUUCGUCGCCGGCACCGUGCUCUUCUUGAUGGGCCUGUUGUGGGGAGGCCAGGCGUAUCCUUGGAAGUCGGCCCAUGUCAUCACAACCAUCAUCGUCGGCUUCGUCUGCUUGGUGUCCUUGGCCGCAUGGGAGAUCCGGGCUCCGCUUCAAGAGCCCCUCAUCCCAGUCCAUCUGUUCAAGAACGUUCACUGGGUCGCCUCGGUCCUGCUUCUGGGAUUCGGUGCCAGUGUCUACUAUGCCACCGCCUUGGUGUGGCCGGAGAUGGUGACGGUGGUCUACAGACAGGGCAAUACGAAGAAAGACCAGAUGUGGGCCGGUUGGAUUUCAUCCCUCCUCAGCAUCGCCUUCACCCUCGGCGAAGUGUCCGGUGGCCUGCUGGCGGAGAAGAUUGGCCGGGUGAAAUAUCAGUGCAUGUUUAUGAUUACCAUGGGGAGUGUUUGUCUUGCAUCCAUGGCAGUCUGCAACCUGGACAAUCUAGCGACCGGCAUCGCCCUCCUGGUCAUGUCUCUAUUCAGCAUCGGCUGGAACGAAGCCAUCGCAUUCAGCAUGACGACGAUCUGCAUCCACAACCAGCAAGAAAUCGGGUCGGCGGCCGGCUGCGCUGGAGCAGCGAGGUCUGUCAUCUCGUCCAUCGCCUCGGUGAUUUACCAAGUAGUGCUCCGAACGCGCAUCACGCAAACAGUGCCCCGGGUGGUGGUCCCUGCCGUCAUCCAAGCCGGUCUGCCGCAAUCCUCAGUCGCGGCCUAUCUGAUGGCUCUGGCGAGUGGCUCAGCUGCCGCCUUGUCGGCCGUCAAGGGCAUCACGCCGGCCAUCGAGGCUGCAGGAGCAUAUGCCUACCGGGUCGCCAAUGCCGCCGCAUAUCACCCAGUCUUCCUCACCUCGAUUGCCUUUGGUGUCAUCUCGGUGGGCUUGACUUUUUUCGUGCCUAAUGUUGACGCCUUGAUGACUCACGAGAUAGCCACUACGCUGCAUACUCGAGGCAAUGAGGCGGAACUUAUUGGCCAGUCUGGUAGAAGUCAGGAAGGGAAACAGCUUGAGUGA